Molecule: messenger RNA, 255 nt
Organism: Naumovozyma dairenensis CBS 421
Lineage: Eukaryota; Fungi; Ascomycota; Saccharomycetes; Saccharomycetales; Saccharomycetaceae
Gene: YOS1
Product: Yos1p
Exons: 3
Coding region: 1-255 (84 amino acids)
Biological process (GO): endoplasmic reticulum to Golgi vesicle-mediated transport
Cellular component (GO): Golgi membrane; endoplasmic reticulum membrane; COPII-coated ER to Golgi transport vesicle
Source: RefSeq, a predicted model, not a curated record
AUGAUAUUUGGAUUAGGAAGGUUAUUUUAUGUUAUCCUAUUGUUGAUCAAUGCAGUUGCUGUACUAAGUGAAGAGAGGUUUCUCAGAAGGAUCGGUCUGGGGAGAAGUAGCAACGAUCAACCAGUAUUUGGACAAGAAGGCGAUACAACGAAAUCGAAAGUCAUACAGCUUAUUGGUGCCGUCCAAACAUUGUUGAGAAUUCCUUUGAUUGGUAUCAAUAUUCUCGUGAUUAUUUAUGAGUUGUUACUAGGUUAA